AUGAGAAGUUGCAAGAAAGGCCAAACCCUUGAGUCUCACCAAAGUGAUAUAGCAAAGCUUAGAAUGAGCUCAUGCACCACAAAGAGCUUGUUACAAAAGCUGGAGAAUAUUGAUGAAAAUGGUCCUGCUUGUUGGCUACCAGUGGCAUGUGCUGCACCUGAAACUCCAACUGAGUCCAUGGAGUUUCUUGCAAGAUCAUGGAGCCUUUCAGCUGUGGAGCUCUCUAAAGCUCUUUCCAACACUCAUGUGGCCAUUGAUAAUGUUGAGAAGGCUUCGUCUUUUCGUUCUGCUGAAGCUGAAGCUCAAGAUGCAAGUUCCACAACUUCAAAGGAAUCACAGUUCCCAAGUGGUGGUAGCACUGGCAGCUCUCCAAUCUCUCCACGAGACAGUGAAGAAAUGAAGGAAUUAUUUUUACUUCAUCAAGCACUCACUCCAGAAUUCCUUUCCAGUCAACAGUUGCUAAAAAAUGGGCUAUACAAGAGCAUAUUGAAAGGCAGGACAAUGGGAAGAUGGCUGAAGGAUCAGAAAGAGAGGAAGAAGCAGGAAAUCAGAACCCAAAAUGCUCAACUGCAUGCAGCUGUAUCUGUGGUAGGGGUUGCUGCUGCUGUCGCUGCACAAGCUGCUUCAAAUGCAAUGUCAAAAGAACUGACGGCAGUCCAACAGAAGACACCUUCCAAAAUGUCAUCGGCAGUGUCUUCAGCAGCAGCUCUAGUAGCAUCUCACUGCAUUGAGAUUGCAGAGGACAUGGGAGCUGACCAUGACCAAAUCUUAACUGUUGUCAACUCUGCAAUUAAUGCAAGGACUAAUGGGGAUAUCAUGGCCCUAACAGCUGGAGCAGCUACAGCCUUACGAGGAGCAGCCACCCUAAGGGCAAGGAUGCAAAAGGGGCCUGGAACUACAGCCUUUGCUCUAGGGGAGGAAAAGAACGAAGAAGAUAGAGAAGCAAACAUCACAGCUGCACUGCACUUUGUGACUAAAGGUGGAGAACUUCUCAAGCGUACAAGGAAAGGAGCUCUCCACUGGAAACGAGUUUCUUUUAACAUCAACUCAAAUUGGCAGGUGGUAGCUAAAAUGAAAAGCAAGCACAUGGGAGGAACAUUCACAAAAAAGAAAAAACUUGUAGUCUCUGGAGUCUACACAGACAUCUUAGCGUGGCCUGGAAGAGAUAAAGAAGACCAGAGUGGGCGUAGAGCUUACUUUGCAAUAAAAACAUCCGAAAGGGUGAUAGAGUUUGAAUGCAUUAAGGCCGACAAACAGAUAUGGAUGCAUGGGAUUCAGCAUAUGCUGAAUUGCCGUACCAGCCUAACAUAA
Dovyalis caffra is the source of this 1311-nucleotide messenger RNA. The record is from the annotation of a GenBank genome assembly. Lineage: Eukaryota; Viridiplantae; Streptophyta; Magnoliopsida; Malpighiales; Salicaceae.